AUGACAGAAGAUACGCGUAAAUCCAUCACUAUCUCGAAAAUUUGUUCAAAGUUACAUCUCGUUUAUGAACACACUGGCUUUUCUGCAGCAUGUGUUACAGAUGCUUCUGCUUUGCUUCAGUUUAAGCAACACUUUGAAAUUAUAUCCGCCGAUGAUUACUAUAGUCUAAGGUGUGGUAGAUCUUCUUUCCCAAAAACAAACUCUUGGAAUGAGAGUAAGGAUUGCUGCACUUGGGAUGGGGUCACUUGUGACAUGUUAAACGGUCAUGUUAUCGGUCUGGAACUUAGUUGUAGUCAGCUUGAUGGCAGUAUUCAUCCCAACAGCAGCCUCUUCCAACUUCAUCAUCUUCGCACACUAAACCUUGCUUACAAUUACAUUUAUCCAUCUCCAAUCCCAAAUGGCAUUGGCCGUUUGAGGAAUUUGAGGCAUCUCAACCUUUCUGAGUCUUUCUUAUACUCUAAAAUCCCAACAGAAAUUUCAUACCUUUCCAAUUUGGUUUCACUUGAUCUUUCUAUUGAUUCUAGUGGGGCUGGAAUACAUUUUGAUGAGAGAACAUUUGAAACAAUGCUUCAGAACUUGACAAAUCUGGAGGUACUUUCUCUCUCUUAUGUCAACAUCUCAUCUCCGAUACCUAUGAAUAUGUCUUCCUCCUUAAGGUAUGUGGAUCUUCAAUUCACUAAUCUGCGAGGUGUUCUCCCAGAGAGCCUUUUCCUUCUGCCAAACUUGGAAAAUCUCAAAUUGAGUGUUAACUUUCUUCUCAAAGGAGUUUUACCAAAGUUCCCUUGGAGAAACACUCUGUUAAUGGAGUUGGAUAUUUCAUACACAGGCAUCUCCGGUGAGCUGCCUGAUUCGAUUGGCACCUUGAGUCUCUUGAAUAUCUUGAACCUCCAUGAAUGUCAAUUCUCGGGUUCCAUUCCUGAUUCCAUUGGCAAUCUAACACAAAUUAGGGAGUUGGAUCUAUAUUAUAAUCAUUUCACUGGCCACAUUCCUUCCACAAUCUCUAAAUUGAAGCAGCUCACAAUUUUAGAUCUUGCAUCCAACUCCUUUUCAGGUGAAAUUCCCGACAUUUUCUCUAACCUCCAAGAGCUACGUCAUUUAUAUCUCUAUGACAACAGCUUCAUCGGUUCGUUUUCUUCAUCAAUUUUAAACUUGACACAUCUUCAAGACUUAAGCUUGUCGAAUAAUUCACUAUCUGGCCCACUUCCUAGCAAUGCAAGCAUGCUUCGAAACCUAACCAGACUGGAAUUACCUUACAACUCACUGAAUGGUACCAUACCGUCUUGGGUGUUUAACCUCCCUUUGGUAUCUUCGUUGUGGCUCAAACAUAAUCAAUUUAGUGGACUGCCCGAUGAGCUCAAAACAAACCCAACAUUAGAAGACCUAUAUUUAAGCAAUAAUCAACUCAGUGGUUCUUUUCCUCAAUCACUUGCCAAUCUCACAAACCUUUCUACCCUUGACCUUUCAACAAAUAACAUCACCAGUGAUGCGGGAAUAAAUAUAACCUUUCCUCGCCUACAAGUUUUGCAGUUAUCAUGUUGUGAACUGAAGGAUUUUCCACAUUUCUUGAGAAAUGUAAAGACACUUUCGGUUUUGGAUAUUUCUAAAAAUACGAUUCGUGGUCAAAUCCCUAACUGGUUUAGCGGCAUGAGGUGGGACUCGUUGCAGUUUCUGAACCUUUCAUAUAAUUCAUUAACAGGCCACCUACCACAAUUUCAUCUCCAUAAUCUAGAGUAUCUUGAUCUUAAAUUUAACUCCCUUCAGGGUCCACUACCUUCAUCCAUUUGUAACAUGAAAAAGAUUGAAUUUCUAGAUUUAUCACGCAACAACUUCAGUAAGUCGAUUCCAAUUUGCUUGGGAAGCAUGGCUAGUCUAACGGUGCUGGACUUAAGAAGGAAUAAAUUCACAGGGAGUCUUCCACCAUUAUGUGCGCAGAUCACUUCAUUGAGAACCAUUUCCUUGAAUGGUAAUCUACUUGAAGGACCUGUCCCGAUGUCAUUGCUCAACUGUGAUUCCUUAGAAAUCUUCGAUGUGGGAAACAAUGUUAUAAAUGGUACAUUUCCAGCUUGGCUAGGAAGUCUUCAAGAGUUGCAGGUACUUAUAUUAAAUUCAAAUAAGUUCCAUGGACCUAUAAGUACUAGGAAGAAGUUUUAUUUUCCCAGGUUGCGGAUUUUAGAUCUCUCUCAUAAUGAGUUCAGCGGCUCACUGCCUGCAGAAGUUUUUCCAAACUUCAAAGCGAUGAUCAAAUUAGAUGACGGAGACAAAGGUGAGAGCAAAUAG
Messenger RNA from Solanum dulcamara, 2277 nucleotides. Its product is annotated as receptor-like protein 6. The coding region runs from base 1 to 2277 and encodes 758 amino acids. NCBI's taxonomy places the organism in Eukaryota, Viridiplantae, Streptophyta, Magnoliopsida, Solanales, Solanaceae. The record is from RefSeq and is a predicted model, not a curated record. Gene Ontology annotation, molecular function: protein binding. The transcript has 2 exons.